GACAGACCAGAGGACACCACAGACACACAGAAGGCUACAGCCCACCAGACCUAGCUACAGGAUGGACCAUGUUAUUCUGUUUGAAGGGAUUCCCAUGUCCAAGUCCAUGAGAGGAAUGUGUAAGGAGGAGGACUAUGCGUUCCUGGGAGAGAAGGGGAAACACCAUAAGGAGACAGACACUCUGGGAGAAGACUGGAAGGAAGAGAAAAUGGAGAGGGAGCGGCGGCGGCGGGAGCGAGCGCAGCAGGAGCAGGAAAGAAUCAGAGAACUGGAGGAGAGUAGAAAGGAGAAGGAGCAGCAGUGGCGUCAUCAUGUAUCAGAGCUGGCCUCCACUCAGGAGCAGAGACUCAGAGACAGACUGGCACGGAUCCACCACUUCAGGGACUUCCAGAGGAAGGUGCUUGUAGAGGAGAUGUCCCUCCAGACAGACUCUGAGUCCAGCCAAGCCCUGGACCAGCUGCUUACCAGGAUCUAGACAACAUAGAUCCACAGGAAAGACCCAUUUCACAACCAGUUCACAGACAACCGGUCUCUUCUUGUCAGUAUAUAUCUAUAGUUAACUCUCUCCACUAACACCUGUCUGCUGUUCAGGCUACAGAGUGAUCUAGUCUGUAUAGAUAUAAACCAGUAGAGUAGAAACCAGCUGAAUCUCCUCACAGUUAGAAACUAGCAGAGUAGAAACCAGCUGAAUCUCCACAGUUAGAAACCAGUAGAGUAGAAACCAGCUGAAUCUCCACAGUUAGAAACCAGUAGAGUAGAAACCAGCUGAAUCUCCACAUAGUUAGAAACCAGUAGAGUAGAAACCAGCUGAAUCUCCACAUAGUUAGAAACCAGUAGAGUAGAAACCAGCUGAAUCUCCACAUAGUUAGAAACCAGUAGAGUAGAAACCAGCUGAAUCUCCAUAGUUAGAAACCAGUAGAGUAGAAACCAGCUGAAUCUCCACAUAGUUAGAAACCAGUAGAGUAGAAACCAGCUGAAUCUCCACAUAGUUAGAAACCAGUAUAGUAGAAACCAGCUGAAUCUCCACAGUUAGAAACCAGUAGAGUAGAAACCAGCUGAAUCUCCACAUAGUUAGAAACCAGUAGAGUAGAAACCAGCUGAAUCUCCACAGUUAGAAACCAGUAGAGUAGAAACCAGCUGAAUCUCCACAGUUAGAAACCAGUAGAGUAGAAACCAGCUGAAUCUCCACAUAGUUAGAAACCAGUAGAGUAGAAACCAGCUGAAUCUCCACAUAGUUAGAAACCAGUAGAGUAGAAACCAGCUGAAUCUCCACAUAGUUAGAAACCAGUAGAGUAGAAACCAGCUGAAUCUCCACAUAGUUAGAAACCAGUAGAGUAGAAACCAGCUGAAUCUCCACAUAGUUAGAAACCAGUAGAGUAGAAACCAGCUGAAUCUCCACAUAGUUAGAAACCAGUAGAGUAGAAACCAGCUGAAUCUCCACAUAGUUAGAAACCAGUAGAGUAGAAACCAGCUGAAUCUCCACAUAGUUAGAAACCAGUAGAGUAGAAACCAGCUGAAUCUCCACAUAGUUAGAAAGCAGUAGAGUAGAAACCAGCUGAAUCUCCACAUAGUUAGAAAGCAGUAGAGUAGAAACCAGCUGAAUCUCCACAUAGUU
This is a messenger RNA of Coregonus clupeaformis (lake whitefish), 1615 nucleotides long. Its product is annotated as capping protein inhibiting regulator of actin dynamics-like. The coding region runs from base 62 to 475 and encodes 137 amino acids. NCBI's taxonomy places the organism in Eukaryota, Metazoa, Chordata, Actinopteri, Salmoniformes, Salmonidae. The transcript has 6 exons. The record is from RefSeq and is a predicted model, not a curated record.